This is a messenger RNA of Mirounga angustirostris (Northern elephant seal), 8082 nucleotides long. It is a transcript of the gene ALDH1L2, whose product is annotated as aldehyde dehydrogenase 1 family member L2. NCBI's taxonomy places the organism in Eukaryota, Metazoa, Chordata, Mammalia, Carnivora, Phocidae. The record is from RefSeq and is a predicted model, not a curated record. Gene Ontology annotation, molecular function: formyltetrahydrofolate dehydrogenase activity; aldehyde dehydrogenase (NAD+) activity. The coding region runs from base 117 to 2888 and encodes 923 amino acids. Gene Ontology annotation, cellular component: cytoplasm. Gene Ontology annotation, biological process: biosynthetic process; one-carbon metabolic process; 10-formyltetrahydrofolate catabolic process. The transcript has 23 exons.
CGGGACGGGCGGACCCAGCUAGCCGCGAUUUCUGCCGCCCGGCGCUCGCAGGCUGCAGGCCGCGUCCAGGCUGAGCCCCCGCUGUCGCGCACCCCGCCCGAGCGCUUCCUUCCAGCAUGCUGUGGAGGGGCAGCCAGGCGCUCCGGCGCUUCUCCACCGGCCCGGUUUAUUUAAAAAACAAGCUGAAGUUGGCCCUUAUUGGCCAGAGCCUCUUUGGACAGGAAGUCUACAGCCAGCUCUGCAAAGAGGGCCACCGAGUUGUAGGCGUGUUCACAGUGCCAGACAAGGAUGGAAAAGCUGACCCGCUGGCUCUAGCUGCAGAGAAAGACGGGACCCCUGUGUUCAAGUUCCCCAGAUGGAGAGUCAAGGGCAAGACCAUAAAGGAGGUGGCGGAGGCCUACGAAUCUGUGGGAGCUGAGCUAAACGUGCUUCCCUUCUGCACACAGUUUAUCCCCAUGGAUAUAAUUGACAGCCCAAAGCACGGCUCCAUCAUAUAUCACCCCUCGCUCCUUCCAAGUCACAGAGGAGCCUCUGCCAUCAACUGGACUCUCAUUAUGGGAGAUAAGAAAGCUGGGUUUUCUGUUUUCUGGGCUGAUGAUGGGUUAGACACGGGACCCAUCCUUCUUCAGAGGUCAUGUGACGUCGAACCCAGUGAUACAGUGGAUGCACUUUAUAAUCGGUUCCUUUUUCCUGAAGGAAUCAAGGCCAUGGUGGAAGCUGUCCAACUCAUAGCUGAUGGAAAAGCGCCUCGGAUUCCCCAGCCAGAAGAAGGAGCAACAUAUGAAGGUAUCCAGAAAAAGGAAAAUGCUGAGAUUUCUUGGGAUCAGUCGGCCGAAGUUUUACAUAACUGGAUCAGAGGUCAUGAUAAAGUCCCUGGAGCUUGGACAGAAAUAAAUGGACAGAUGGUCACGUUCUACGGCUCAUCAUUACUGAAGAACUCUGUGCCUCCUGGAGUGCCACUGGAAAUUAAAGGUGCCAAGAAGCCUGGUCUUGUUACCAAAAAUGGACUUGUUCUUUUUGGUAAUGAUGGAAAAGCACUGAUGGUGAGAAAUCUGCAGUUUGAAGAUGGAAGAAUGAUCCCUGCUUCUCAGUACUUUUCAGCCGGGGAGACAUCGGUGGUAGAACUUACAGCCGAGGAGGUGAAGGUGGCAGGGACCAUCAAGGUCAUCUGGGCUGGAAUUUUAAGCAAUGUUCCUGUUAUUGAAGACUCCACAGACUUCUUUAAAUCUGGAGCCAGCUCAAUGGAUGUUGUCCGGCUGGUUGAAGAGAUCAGACAGAAGUGUGGUGGGCUUCAGCUACAGAAUGAAGAUGUCUACAUGGCCACCAAGUUUGAAGACUUCAUCCAAAAAGUUGUGAGGAAACUGAGAGGAGAAGAUCAAGAAGCAGAGCUAGUCGUGGAUUAUGUUUCGAAGGAGGUCAAUGAAAUGACAGUGAAAAUGCCAUAUCAGUGUUUCAUAAAUGGACAGUUCACAGAUGCUGACGAUGGAAAGACCUAUGAAACUAUCAACCCAACAGAUGGAUCUACAAUAUGCAAAGUAUCCUAUGCUUCUUUGGUGGAUGUUGAUAAAGCAGUAGCUGCAGCAAAAGAUGCCUUUGAAAAAGGUGAAUGGGGAAGAAUGAAUGCAAGAGAAAGAGGAAGAUUGAUGUACAGACUUGCAGACCUACUGGAAGAGAACCAAGAAGAGUUGGCAACUAUUGAAGCCCUUGAUUCGGGUGCUGUCUACACCCUAGCUCUGAAGACUCAUAUUGGAAUGUCUGUGCAAACAUUCAGAUACUUUGCUGGCUGGUGUGACAAAAUUCAGGGUUCUACCAUUCCAAUCAACCAGGCCCGUCCAAAUCGCAAUCUGACCUUCACCAAGAAGGAGCCACUUGGUGUCUGCGCCAUUAUCAUCCCCUGGAAUUACCCGCUGAUGAUGCUAGCAUGGAAGAGUGCCGCGUGCUUGGCGGCAGGCAAUACCCUAGUCCUCAAGCCAGCACAGGUCACACCCUUGACUGCUUUGAAGUUUGCUGAGCUCUCUAUGAAAGCAGGCUUUCCGAAGGGGGUCAUCAACAUCAUUCCAGGCUCAGGUGGCCUAGCAGGGCAACGCCUUUCUGAACAUCCUGAUAUCCGCAAACUUGGUUUCACUGGGUCCACUGCUGUUGGCAAACAGAUCAUGAAGAGCUGUGCUGUGAGCAACUUGAAGAAAGUUUCCCUUGAACUUGGUGGCAAAUCCCCACUUAUAAUAUUCAAUGACUGUGAGCUUGACAAGGCCGUGAGAAUGGGCAUGGGGGCAGUAUUUUUCAACAAAGGAGAGAAUUGCAUUGCAGCUGGACGGUUGUUUGUAGAAGAAUCCAUCCACGAUGAGUUUGUGACAAGAGUGGUGGAAGAAAUUAAAAAGAUGAAAAUUGGUGAUCCACUUGACAGAUCUACCGAUCAUGGGCCCCAAAAUCAUCAGGCCCAUCUGGAAAAGCUUCUGCAAUACUGUGAAGCUGGAGUUAAAGAGGGGGCCACCUUGGUGUAUGGGGGAAGACAAGUGCACAGGCCAGGCUUUUUUAUGGAACCAACUGUUUUCACAGAUGUGGAAGACCACAUGUAUCUUGCCAAAGAGGAAUCAUUUGGUCCUAUUAUGAUCAUUUCUAAGUUCCAAAACGGGGACAUCGAUGGAGUGUUGCAGCGAGCAAAUAAUACAGAGUACGGUCUGGCCUCGGGGGUUUUUACAAGAGACAUAAGUAAAGCCAUGUAUGUGAGCGAAAAACUAGAAGCAGGAACUGUUUUUGUUAACACGUACAACAAGACGGAUGUGGCAGCCCCUUUCGGGGGAGUGAAACAAUCUGGCUUUGGGAAAGACUUAGGGGAGGAAGCUCUAAACGAGUACCUCAAAACCAAGACGGUGACGCUGGAAUACUAGGGCAGGGCCAUCAUCGGGAACCCUCGGCAGAUGACACCACUCCUGAUCCCUCAACACACUUCAGAAGCCUGGGUGUGCUGAGGGAAAAGGUACCAGCCACGAGCCAAAAAACGCACACAUGGACCAUAAAGAGGGUCAAGACCACAUGUCCAAGCAUUUACACCUGUGCCUGAAUAUUUUCUGAUACACCUUUUAUACCUUAAAAUGAUUUGUCUUUGUUAGGGUUUGACUAUGUUGUAUAUCCCACGUGUUUCUAAACCGCCAAGUGGCUUUUCCUCCCCACCAAGACUAAUCUAACCAUUGUUGUUCCUCUUGAAAAAUGUCCGUAUCAGCAGUUAUAAUACACAAGGUGCAUUUGGGGGAAACUUUGUAUCAUAUGUGCAGGUUUUAACCUCUGAACUAUCCCUAUGGCUGAGCAAAAUUUCUAUAAUUUUGCUCUCAAGGAACAGUAUAUCUUGUAAAGAAUGUGAAGCAAAUUCCCUUUUUUUUCAUAUUUGGAAAUAAGAUACAUCUUUGUGCCUUUUGAUGUUCUACUUUUCAACCCACUGUGAUGGACAACCAAUCCAAAACAGUGCUUGAGUACUUACUAGGUAUGGGGUACUAUGUAAUGUUCUGAGGAAUAGACAGAAUUUAAUGACAUCAUCUCUGGCCCCACAUAGCUUAAAUUCUAAUAAAUGGCUUUUAAAAAGUUAAUUCUACAGUAUGAUAUAGAGUGUAAAUAGCCUUUGGAGGCUGGUCUUGUUCUUAUCAUACCAUCUUGCCAUGUGACUUGGGGAAACUUCUCCCCAAGUUGAGCAACUUCUCCCAGCCUCGGUUUCCUUAUCUGUCAAAUGGGGAUAGUAAUGCCUUUCUCAGGAGCUUUAUUCUGAGGAUUCAAUGCAAUAAUAUAAGUACCUUGCAUUGUGCUAUGUUCAUGGUACUCAAGAAAAAAUUAACUUUGUUUCCCCAUCACUAUUUUAAAAAUAUAUUGUGAUAAACUAACUAGAUGACUUAAUUUCCCUACGAUCCUUUUCAGGAGUCAUUGAUUCCUAUACUCCGCUGUUCUGACACGGUGCUUGAGGCAGCGACACUGGAAAAUGCCAUAUAAUGAAAAAUGGCAAUGGUACUAGGAAAGGGAUUGCUUUUCUUUCCGCAGCUCAUUUGUUAUUCAUUGAACAUCUCGGUUUCCACUUUUCUACCUACCGGAUCUGCUGUAUGACCACUGGUUGGGUGAUCUUGGGCAAGUUAGUUACCUACUAUCUCAGAGCCUGGGUAUCUAUAAAAUGGGGAUAAAGUCCCUAUCUCAUUAGGUGUGGGAAGGAUUCAAUGGGAUGAUAUGCAUAAUGCACCUGACAAGCUGUUUGGACCAUAGUCUGCACCCAAGAAAUGGGAAUUCGUACAAUCCAUGCAGGACUCACAAAAUUGACUGUUGUCAGACCAAAAAUAGUUGAGUAAAUUAUUACCAUCCACAUGUUACGAGAAGGUGAGUUCCUGGAUUGCAGUGUUAUUGGAGGACGGUCUGAGCAAUGAACUUCUAUUACUCCUCUUCUAAAGGAAAAUUUCAGUAAGCACUCCUAUCUCUGACUCUGGAGAAGCCCUUAGGGAACACCGGGUACUUUGCAGACUCAGCAGCUUAUCAGAAAGGGAACCAAUUAACAAACAACAACCAAAUCAGAGGCAGAAAACAUCCAAAAGGAAGAAUACCAGGUGUAAUCCCAGCAUGAUCAAUAGAGCAUAUUUUGCCUGUAAGCAUUAGCUCAUUUAAUAUACAAUAGCUCAUUUACCAUCGGAGCUGGGUACAGAUGAAAUUCUAAAUUGGAAUGAAUAUUCUCUGAGUCCAAAUUGACGGUUCAUAUUUGAAUUAAAUGACAAAGGCCUUAUGAUAAAGGAACCACUUUUAAAUGCGUUUGAACUGAUUUCAUGUGAACUAAAAUAUCAUUUUACCAAAUAUUAUUUAAAAAGAUUUUAUUGGGCGCCUGGGUGGCUCAGUUGGUUGAGCGACUGCCUUCGGCUCAGGUCAUGAUCCUGGAGUCCCUGGAUCGAGUCCCUGGAUCGAGUCCCUGGAUCGAGUCCCGCAUCGGGCUCCCUGCUCGGCAGGGAGUCUGCUUCUCCCUCUGACCCUCCUCCCUCUCAUGCUCUCUGUCUCUCAUUCUGUCUCAAAUAAAUAAGUAAAAUCUUUAAAAAAAAAAAAGAUUUUAUUUAUUUAUUUGACAGAGAGAGAGAGAGAAAGCGCACAAGCAGGGGGAGGGGCAGAGGGAGAAGCAGGGUCCCUGCUGAGCUCGAUGCGGGGCUCGAUCCCAGGACCCUGGGAUCAUGACCUGAGCCGAAGGUAGACGCUUAACCAACUGAGGCAGCCAGGUGCCCCCAAAUAUUUUAAUGAUAGAUAAAAUGGCAAACAAAACCAUGUCUGUUUCUUCUGGACUCAUUUUACCCUCUACUACGUAUCUCCGUAGCAGUAUUUUUCAUCUUCUUUGGGCCACACUCCUCUCUGAGAAUCCGCUAAAAGCUGUGGAGCCCCUCUGUGCCAUUUCUACCCGAAUUCCCAUACACAUACCUAAUUCUGCAAGUAUCUUUAAGGGGUUCACAGAUCUCCUAAAGCCCAUGCUUGGAGAUUAACAACUCCUUCUUCCAUAGCAAGUUCUAAAGUUCCUACUGGCUUGAGUCUCUUAUCUGACUGCUGAUCAGAAUCCAAGGCUCCAUGGAAUUCACAAAAUGACCAGUGAAUUUUUUUUUUUUUAAAGAUUUUCUUUAUUUAUUUGACACAGAGAGAGACAGCGAGAGAGGGAACACAAGCAGGGGGAAUGGGAGAGGGAGAAGCAGGCUUCCCUCGGAGCAGGGAGCCCGAUGCGGGGCUCGAUCCCAGGACCCUUAGAACAUGACCUGAGCCGAAGGCAGAUGCUCAAUGACUGAGCCACCCAGGCGCCCCAUGACCAGUGAAUUUGAAUUGGAACAUAAUGAUCCACAGCCUACCAGGUGAUUUAAUUAACACCGGGAAUAAUUAGAUUAUCACUAUUCUGGGUUCCUGGCUGGCUCAGGUGGUGGAGCAUGCAACUCUUGAUAUUGGGGUCCUGAGUUUGAGCCCCAUGUUGGGCGUAGAGAUUACUUAAGAUAAAAAAAAAAUUUUUUUUAAAGAUUAUCACUAUUCUUUCAGAUCACAGAUUAUUUGGCUAAAGAAUAAAGCUGUGAUCUCAUUGUCACCUGCAUGGGGAGGUGUGGACACUCCAAAUGGUUCUAUGGCCCUUCUCAUCCUCUUCCUCUUGCCUUUGCUAAAGCAGUCACCUUUUGCUCAAACACACUUUGUGGCUUCCUACCCCCAGCUCGGUUUGAGGGUCUCUCCUCUAUGCUCUCACUUGUCGGGAACACAGUGCUUACCACUUGGUGCUGAAAUUAUCUGCCUUCCUGGCCAGAUACGAGCACCCCUUCUCCACCCCCAGGAUUGGCCUUUUUUCAGUCAAUAGUAACCACAGCUAUCAUGUAUUGAGGGCCUCCUGUGUGCUGAACACUCUAAAGUAAGAACUUUGUAAAUGCUAUCUUGUUUAAUCUUAACAACGUCUGAGAAAAAUGAGUAAGUUGAGGGGCUCUUCUAAAUCUUUUUUUUUUUUUUUUAAGAUUUUAUUUAUUUGACAGAGAGAGAGAGAGCACAAGUAGGCAGAACAGCAGGGAGAGGGAGAGGGAGAGGAAGAAGCAAGCUCUCCACUGAGCAGGGAGCCUGACGUGGGGCUCGAUCCCAGAACCCUGGGAUCAUGACCUGAGCCGAAGGCAGCCGCUUAACCAACUGAGCCACCCAGGCGCCCCAAGGGGGGCUCUUCUUACUAGCUCCCCGACUACCGAGCCAGCCUCAUCACUGAUCCCGGUUAUGCACAGGUCUCCCAGCCUGUCUUCCUGAUUCUGCCAUGUGUGGAUCUGUUCAAAGUUUAUGUCAGAUGCUGUCACUCCUCUGGCUCAAACCUUCCAAUGGCUCCCAAUUCGAUUAGAAUAAAGUCUAGUGUACUUACUGGGGUCUACAAAGUCCUAUCGAUCUUGCUUCCUGGCUACCUCUGACUUCAUCUCCUAUGAAUUUCCCUCUUGUUCUGCCUAGCCACCCCGGCUGCCUUGAUGCUUCUCAAACAGACGAGCAAACUGUUACCUCAGGGCCUUUGCACUUACUGUUCCUCUUCCCAGUGGCGUGCUGGUAAAUAUUUACCAAAUGGUUCUCUGGGGGAAAUGAUUCUUGGAGCAAUUGCUAACUUCUGUGUACAAAUGCUCUCACGAGGGCUGACUGCAAACUAGAGAGCUGCGUGCAAUCAGAACACGUGCAAGUCAGUGCCAGCACACCUUUGCCUCUGCCUGCACCUCUUUCCCUAUGUACCACCUCCUCGCUGGCUGCCUCACUUCCUUCAUGUCUCACCUCCAAUCUCAUCUCAGUAGAGACGGAUUUUCUAAGUCCCCGCAUUCAUACCUCAUCUGCCCUGUCACUAUUUAUUCUUCUUAUCCUGCAUUAUUUUCAUAGCAUUUAUCACAAGCUGGCAUAUUUAUUUAUUGUCAGUCUCUCUCCAUCAGAAUGUAAACUUCAUGGACAGGUGCUUCUUUGUUCAAUGCUGCAUCUGCAAAGCCUAGUACGUACAAGGAGCUCAAUAUUUGCUUUCGAAUGAAAGCGGUUAAGUAACCUGCCCAAAUCACACAGCUGUUAAGUGGCAGAAGAGGCACCCUUGGUAGAGAAGCUGGUGGUCUCAACCAAGCUGGAUGGCUUGUACUGCCGAUGCCUAAAUCAGGGCCCGGGUGGUGAACAGAACACACCGCGCAUCUGUCAUUGUCUCCAAGAGCUGUCGUGCCAAGUGGCUAGAGACAGGCUGAGAAGCCAAACUGGUUCCCCCAUACCUGCCCUCCAGGAAAGUAAGAGCUGUAGAGGGGAACCUGGGCUGGAGGAGAUUCUCAGAAAGGAGACAUGGUGGAUGGGGUGAUUAUCAUCACUGCAAAUGAUACCCAAGUGGAUUUUUAAAAUCAUUCAGUAAUACCUAAUUAUGUAAAAAUACAUAAAAUCGGAAGGUAAGAUUCAGCUAUAAACUCUCCACGCGGAAAUAACCACAGACAUUUGAGAUUGUUCCAAACUUUCCCUAUGAAUAUAUAUUUUACAGAAUUACUAGAAUACUGUACGUAACUUUUGUUACCCGCUUUUUGCAGUUAACAAUAUACAAGCAUCCUUCUGUGUCAAUAAACAUACUUCUUCAUACGUUCA